AUGGCUGCUGUUGAGCAGGAUCCCCUGUUCCUGCUACGGCAAUCCAUCGCAUCCAAGCGACCUGCAGUCCCGACAGCGUCCGCCGAUGCGUCUGCACCCGAAGUAGCCCUCUCGAAAGCCACUCAUCUGCUCUUCUCUCACCCAGCCCCAGUAUCGGUAUUGCUUUCGACACCCACGCGCUUCAUCUCCAGCGACCGCCCUGUCGACCUGCGAUCAAUUUACUUCGCUUGGCUGAACAAGGAUGUCGCAAUUCCCGAGUACAAUGCAAGCGCGACUCGCCUCAACGAGGAAUUGGGCAGCCUCGGGACGGUCCAGAACCUUGCUUUCGUCGAACGUCUAGAUCUGUUCACCUGGCUGGAAGGCGCUAGUGAAGAGAGUGAGCACAUCAAGCCGUUGGCCAGCGACAAGGACGGCAAGGAGGGAACUGGCGCGAGCGCGUCUAAGACUGCGCCGGCGACCGCAGCUAGCCGAGCUGGGCGCGGCACAUUGGACCCUCGACUGGCGGUUAUCUAUAACGGCGAGCGCAAGAUGGGUGACCGCAACUCGGUGUUGCGCGGCGUGAAGCCCACAGACUUCUCCCACGUCCGCAAGCUCGCCGUUCCCUUUAUACAGAAGAAACCUCAUGGCGCAGCGAGCAUCAGCACGAACCCGUCGCUCCCCAUCAACCAGAAGGCCCCGACGCGUCGGCCGGACCCCAUCAUCCUCCUAUCGCCUUCCGCCUCGUCACUGCUCCGGCUGUCCAAUAUUCGAUCCUUCCUCGAGGGAGGACGUUAUGUGCAACCCGACGGCAGUGCCGCCGCCAGUAUGCUGCACGUCUCUCGUGUCAUGAAGGACAUCGACCCUUCGCGGCCCAUGCGCUUUAUCCUUGUUGAAGGCCCCGAGCAGUUCAAGCCCGAGUACUGGAACCGCGUCGUCGCUGUCUUCACCACGGGCCAGUCUUGGCAGUUCAAGAACUACAAGUGGAGCUCCCCUCCGGACCUCUUCCGCCGCGUUCUGGGUAUCUUCAUCGGCUGGCGCGGCGAGCAGCCGCCCGACAGCGUCAAGGAAUGGGGACAUCGUGUGUUGCAGCUAGGUGUCGACAGAUGGCGUGACGGUACUGGAGCUCAGGAGGCUGCGAAGUUCAGGGACAAGGAGGCCGCGGAGUCGAUCUGGAGGGCCAUCGAGGCGAACAUGAAGAACAAGGGAUGGACGAAGACCACCGCGCCCAGUCAACUCUGA
Colletotrichum higginsianum IMI 349063 is the source of this 1218-nucleotide messenger RNA. Its product is annotated as Cdc73 family RNA pol II accessory factor. NCBI's taxonomy places the organism in Eukaryota, Fungi, Ascomycota, Sordariomycetes, Glomerellales, Glomerellaceae. The transcript has 2 exons. The coding region runs from base 1 to 1218 and encodes 405 amino acids. Gene Ontology annotation, biological process: positive regulation of transcription elongation by RNA polymerase II; transcription elongation by RNA polymerase II. Gene Ontology annotation, molecular function: RNA polymerase II complex binding. Gene Ontology annotation, cellular component: Cdc73/Paf1 complex. The record is from RefSeq and is a predicted model, not a curated record.